GUAGAGCGACCUUGAACCAACAUGGCUUCCGCCGGCGACUGGUGCACAAUAGAAAGUGAUCCUGGCGUUUUCACCGAACUCAUCAGGGGGUUUGGAGUGAAGGGAAUACAAGUGGAAGAGUUGUGGAGUUUAGAUGAUGACAGUUUUCAAAAUCUACGCCCAGUGCAUGGCCUGAUAUUUCUGUUUAAGUGGACAGGAGACACGGAGCCCUCAGGGUCAAUUGUACAGGACAGCAGGCUGGACAAGAUCUUCUUUGCUAAACAAGUUAUAAACAAUGCUUGUGCCACUCAAGCCAUUCUAAGUAUACUGUUGAACUGUGAUCAUCCUGAUGUAGAGCUGGGUGAGACCAUCUCCAGUUUUAAAGAAUUUUCACAGAGCUUUGAUCCUCAGUUAAAAGGCCUGAGCCUGUCAAACUCUGAAAUCAUCAAACAAGUACAUAACAGCUUUUCGAGACAACAAAUGUUUGAAUUUGACCAGAAGCUUGCGGGAAAAGAUGACGAUGUUUAUCAUUUCAUAGGCUAUGUUCCUAUUGAUGGAAGACUUUAUGAAUUAGAUGGCCUAAAAGAUGGACCAAUAGAUUUAGGUGCAAUUCCAAAAGACACAGAUUGGAUUGUAAAGGCUAGACCUGAAAUUGAGAAAAGGAUACAAAAAUAUAAUGCUGAUGAAAUUCAUUUUAACCUAAUGGCACUGAUAUCUGACCGGAAAAUGAUGUAUGAAAGACAGCUGGUAGAGAUCCAGGAAAAAGUCAAGGACGGCAGUCUAGACACAGCAGCUGCUAAUGACGAGGUCCAGCAUUUAAAUGUGUUAAUAAGUGAAGAGGACAGAAAGAGGGAAUACUACAAGGUGGAGAACAUCAGAAGAAAGCACAAUUAUCUGCCUUUCAUAAUGGAACUGUUGAAGAUUCUGGCCAAAGAGGGAAAACUGGUCGACAUAGUAGAACAGGCCAAAGAAAGACAAGCUGCAAAAAGAAGGAAAAUAGACAAAAGUUCCAGUGAAACAGAGAGCAAAUAAUAGUUGUAAAAACUUCUCACAUUUGGACAGAUGAGCUGAUAGUUUUGAAGGAGUGUAGUCUUGCAAAAGUCAAAGAGCUGGAAGAUUAUAUCUGCCACUGACAUACGGGUCCAAUCCUUGCUUAUUGGAAAUAAAUGGAGAACAGGUGUCCUGUUUAAGCCAUGGGUCCAAGUAUCAGAUUGUGAAAAAGCAGAGAAUGUCUGUUCUGUUGGAUGUUGGAUGCUAUCUGUUAGUAUUGUUGUUAUAAGUAAACAGGGUAAAACAAUGUGAGAGAGAGAGAAGAAAAAGAUGUAAAUUUAUUUGAAAGUUCAUUUCGGUAGGUCUGGAAGGUCUUGAAUAUGUCUAACUGGAGAGAAUUCUGAGGAUCCUUUUGUGUUGACAAACUACACACCCAUUCUUUGUUGUUUCUUUAUUGUAUGCAGUUGUAUUCACAUUACAGCUAAUAAAAAGUUUUUAAAGACAA
Messenger RNA from Lingula anatina, 1474 nucleotides. Its product is annotated as ubiquitin carboxyl-terminal hydrolase isozyme L5. The record is from RefSeq and is a predicted model, not a curated record. Gene Ontology annotation, biological process: protein deubiquitination; ubiquitin-dependent protein catabolic process. Gene Ontology annotation, molecular function: cysteine-type deubiquitinase activity. NCBI's taxonomy places the organism in Eukaryota, Metazoa, Brachiopoda, Lingulata, Lingulida, Lingulidae. Gene Ontology annotation, cellular component: cytoplasm.